AUGAAUUCGCCCAGAUCUACGGCAGCACUCAAGCAAGCUGUUCCGCUAGCGGCGAACGUUUUCAGAAAUGAGUUAUCGAAGCUGCCACCAGUGGUGAUUGUCCAUGGUCUCUUCGGCUCGAGUCAGAACUGGAAGACUGUCAGUAAGGAGCUUGCGAAGGACCGUGAAGUGCACGCUGUCGGAUAUCUUAUUUUUGACAUUCUUUCCUUUCAGGGCGGUAAGACAGCGAUGGUGACAGCCUUGAAUCACAAGGAAUUAGUGCGCAAAGUCAUCGUGGUGGAUAUCUCUCCUGUAAGCUACAGGGGAUCACAGACUGAGAUGGUGUCGUACGCAAAGGCGUUAGCGGAUCUCGAUUUGAAAUCGAUCAAUAGCCGAAAAGAGGCAUACGACGCACUUAAAGUCGACAUCCCGGACGACGAUCACCUACAGUUCAUGAUCACAAACUUAGUUAAAACAGGCGACAAGGAGUUCAAAUGGCGACUCAAUGUAAACAUCCUCCCGUCACUCAUUCCGAGCUUUGCCAAAUUCCCCGAGACGGUUAAGAACAAACCGUUCGACGGCCUCACCCUCUUCCUGCACGGAAACAAGUCUCGUUACUAUCAGCCGCGGUUCCUGCCCGAGAUUGAGGCGCUAUUCUCCAACUAUGAGAUCAAAGGAUUGGACGCUGGUCACUGGGUGCACGCAGACGCCCCUGAGGCAUUCUUAGUCGAAGCAAAGCGUUUCCUAGAUUAAAUAAAUGUAUCGCUCUAUAGCACAGUUCGGGGUGUACAUAUGUAUUUCAGCUGUUUUGGGACUUACCAUAGCGAAAGUACGGAUUCUUGUUAACUAAUCGAGUGCUAUAAACAACGUGUACACUUAUCUAUGUAGACUACAGAUGGAGAGACCUACACUAAUCGCUGGCGGAGUGUUCUUGCUGAGACUUAGCAGAUAGGAAACAAAACUAUGACGCUGCAGUAUACUAUAACAAGCAUACAUGUCUGAUACUAGCAACGCGU
Molecule: messenger RNA, 995 nt
Organism: Sphaeroforma arctica JP610
Lineage: Eukaryota; Ichthyosporea; Ichthyophonida
Exons: 8
Coding region: 1-732 (243 amino acids)
Source: RefSeq, a predicted model, not a curated record